Messenger RNA from Carya illinoinensis, 1026 nucleotides. Its product is annotated as E3 ubiquitin-protein ligase BRE1A. Lineage: Eukaryota; Viridiplantae; Streptophyta; Magnoliopsida; Fagales; Juglandaceae. The transcript has 2 exons. Bases 218 to 874 code for a protein of 218 amino acids. The record is from RefSeq and is a predicted model, not a curated record.
UUUAAGUUUCCAAUCUAUCGAAAACAGACGUCUUCACGAGCCUCAUUGAUGAUUCCAUUAAUGAUUAAGCAACAGUGACUAGAGAUACCUGAGGUCGAGUAGAUAUAUUAGGCGGAGUUCUAAGUUCAGGUUUAUCAAUGGAGAGAGCCAUAGGGGAAGAAUUUGUGUCAUCCACACUUCUAUUCUAGUUUUCUGUAAGAUUAAAAGAAUAACUGAGAUGGGUGCGUAUGCGAGCAAGAACAAGAGCAAUUUGUUUGACAAAGACGUUAGCGGGUUGAUGGAGAAGACGGGGUUUCUGCAGAAAGAAAUGAGGGAGAUGAUUUGUGAGAGGGAGAAAGAGAGCAAGGGUUAUGAGCGAGACAUGAUGAUUUUUGCAUUCAAGGAGGCGGAGUGGAAGCAAGAGAGGAAGAGACUAAGAGGAGAGGUGAAGAGCUUGAGGAAGAUGGUGGAAGAGAAAGAGGAUAAGAUCAGAGGGAUGGGGGAGAAGAAGAGUGAUCAGAAAGAGUGGGAAAUGUUGGGAACCAGCUUCAUGGUGGAGCAAAUGAGGGAGGAGAGAGCACGGCGAGAUGAGACUGUGGAGAAGUGGAAGCAGCUAUAUCUUGCAAUUAAGAUGGAGCUUGAUGAUCUUAUUCAGAGAACACAUCAUGGGGAUGUGCAGCAUUGGAGAGCAGAAGAGGAAGAAGAGAUGGUGAUAGAAGAGUUACAGAGGGAACUCAAUGCCAAGGAAGAGACCAUCAAAGCACUGAAAGCGAGAGUAGCUUCUAUAGAGCAUGAAGAAUACAAGAAAGAGAGGGAGAUUGACAUACUGAGGCAAAGCUUACGAAUCAUGAGCAGCCAGAAGACGGCUCCGCGUGUCACCAAGAAUCUUCCCUAAAGCAGGAAUAUUGUAAUUUGGCAAUAAAAUGAUAGCAUUGUCGGUGCUCUGUGAAAUUGUGAAUCACUUUGUUAACAGUACAUUUAUGCAAAAUUGGCUUUAGUUGAAAGCGAUUUUCUAAUUUAAAUUUAACAUAAGAAGGUUGCUACUCA